CGUCAGCCAGGCCAGGCCCCCGAGGGCUCCCGGACUUCUCCGCGCGGGCCGGGCCCUGCUCCCCACGCUCGCCGUGCCUCUUCGGGCGGACCCAGUGCCAGGCAUGGCGUCCCCGGCGGCGGCCGGCCAGGUGGUGAUCGUUGGCAGCCACUUGCUCUGAGAAAAUCCUCGAUAAUCUGGGCUGUAGAUGCAUUGUGAGAGCAGAUGCCUUCCUGUCCUCACCUCUGGCUGGAUACUCACGCACCAGUGGACUCAUUGGGCGAAGCUGGGCUAUGUUGUUUGCUAGUGGAGGCUUCAAGGUGAAACUCUAUGACAUUGAGCAGCAGCAGAUAACAGACGCCUUGGAGAACAUCAGAAAAGAGAUGAAAUUGCUGGAGCAGUCCGGUUACCUGAAAGGCUCCUUAGGUGCUGAAGAGCAGCUGUCACUCAUCAGUGCUUGUUGGAAUAUCCAAGAAGCAGUAGAGGGCGCUGUGCACAUUCAGGAAUGUGUUCCAGAAAACCUAGAACUGAAGAAGAAGAUUUUUGCUCAGUUAGAUCAAAUCAUCGAUGAUAAAGUUGUCUUAAGCAGCUCCAGCUCUUGUCUCCUACCUUCCAAGUUGUUUGCUGGUCUGGCACAUGUAAAGCAAUGCAUUGUGGCCCAUCCUGUGAAUCCGCCAUAUUUUGUCCCAUUGGUCGAGCUGGUCCCACACCCGGAGACGGCCCCCACUACGGUGGCCAGAACCCAUGCGCUGAUGCAGAAGAUCGGACAGUCCCCAGUCAGAGUCCUGAAGGAGGUGGACGGCUUUGCCCUGAAUCGCCUCCAGUACGCGGUCAUCAGCGAGGCCUGGAGGCUGGUGGAGGAAGGAGUGGUGUCUCCAAGCGACCUUGACCUUGUCAUGUCAGAUGGCCUGGGCAUGCGGUACGCCUUCAUCGGACCUCUAGAAACUAUGCAUCUCAAUGCAGAAGGAAUGUUAAGCUACUGUGACAGAUAUGGCGAAGGCAUGAAACGUGUCCUGAAGACCUUUGGACCAAUUCCAGAGUUUGUUGGGGCCACAGUUGAAAAAGUGAACCAGGCCAUGUGUGUGAAAGUUCCUGAUGACCCAGAGCACUUAGCUGCCAGAAGGAAGUGGAGAGACGAAUGCCUCAUGAGACUGGCCACACUGAAAAGCCAGAUGCAGUCCCAGUGAAGCUUCUGUGAUCACUCCCUCCGGAAAUCCCACGGGGUGAAAUUACAAGUAGUUAAUCAAGUUGCUCUGUAACAGUGGAAAGCCGCAGCAGUGCUUAGCAUGCAGAUUCCGAGCUUGCUCUCCCCCAGGUCACCAGCAUGCCCCCCAGAGGCCAAGGAUCUCCCCCACCUCUGGUCCUGCCCUCCACUUUGUGUGGUAACAGCACCUGGGUUCUGAGGGCUGUUGAUUACCUGCCCCCUGGGCAAGCAGGAGAACAAACUGUCUUUUUAGUGUGAUUAUGUGUAGACAAUGAUUGUAGUUUGAAGAACCAAUGAUUAUAGUUUCAAGCUAUUUUACUCCAUUGCAGAAUAUUUUUAUAAUUAUUUUCCAGUCCCUGCAUUUAUGAGGCAACUGCCUUCAUUUUGUCAAUGCUUAUUCUAAAUAAAAGUUUUAAUUCCAUAAAGA
Manis javanica (Malayan pangolin) is the source of this 1610-nucleotide messenger RNA. It is a transcript of the gene CRYL1, whose product is annotated as crystallin lambda 1. Gene Ontology annotation, molecular function: NAD+ binding; L-gulonate 3-dehydrogenase activity. The record is from RefSeq and is a predicted model, not a curated record. NCBI's taxonomy places the organism in Eukaryota, Metazoa, Chordata, Mammalia, Pholidota, Manidae. Gene Ontology annotation, biological process: fatty acid metabolic process.